This is a messenger RNA of Aspergillus niger, 1575 nucleotides long. RefSeq lists its product as uncharacterized. Gene Ontology annotation, molecular function: transmembrane transporter activity. The transcript is spliced from 4 exons. Lineage: Eukaryota; Fungi; Ascomycota; Eurotiomycetes; Eurotiales; Aspergillaceae. The coding region runs from base 1 to 1575 and encodes 524 amino acids. Gene Ontology annotation, biological process: transmembrane transport. The record is from RefSeq and is a predicted model, not a curated record.
AUGGAUGACAAGGACAUCGACGCAACGCACCAUGAACUCGCUAUGGAGAAAUCCUUAAAGCAUCAUGGCAAAGGCAGUAACCCAACCGGCACAGUGAAAUUAGUCGAGGAUGGAGAAAUAGUGUUGAUUCCGACGCCGUCUCCGGAUCCAAGAGAUCCCUUGAACUACCCUCAAUGGCAAAAAUGGAUAAUCACGUUCGUGCUGGGAUUGUUCUCCGUCCUCGGUGUUCUAAUGACCUCCGGAAUGGGCCCCUUCGUCACUUUAAUGGAAGCCUACUACGACUACAGCCCCCGAACCGACGAUCUAAUGACCUACCCAACCCUCUUUAUGGGAAUAGGGAACAUCAUCGCUAUGCCACUCGCCAUGGCAAUCGGCAGACGCCCAGUAUUCCUAGGCUCUGCAUUGAUCCUGACCGUGGGAUCAAUAUGGUACAUCCACAUCCCCAUCCCAUAUCCUAUGCUUCAUAGACCGAAUAAUCUAAUCAACAUAAUCCAGGAAAUCCACUUCGUCCACGAACGCAGCAGCCGACUCGCCUGGUUCAGUGCCAUCCAAUCCAUCGGCACCGCCGCCUUAACCAUCGCCACAUCCUACCUAGUAAGUAGCCUGGGCUGGAGAUGGUGGUACGGGGUAUUCUCCAUCGCCAGCGGACUAGUCUUCAUCGGCGCAUUCACCCUAGUCCCCGAAUCCCGCUAUGACCGACCAACCGACGCCUUCGAAGGCGAAGUGCACAUCCAUCACGACGGCGAAGAGCAAGCCGUCAUCCACGCAACCACCAAGAACCGCGUACCCCUAGACUUCACCAACUACCAAGCCCGCACCUGGAAACACACUCUCAAAAUCAUGCACCCACCAGCGAACUGGGAAGAAGCCCUAACAUGCUACAAGCAAAUGGGACAAUGCAUCCUGUUCCCUAACAUCCUCUGGGUGGUCCUAAUGAACAGCGUCUCCCUCGGCAUCUACGUUAUCGGAGUGACAGAAUACUCCUCCAUCCUAGGAGCCCCUCCAUACAAUUACCCAACAACAAGCCUAGGCCUAGUCCAGGGCGGGCAAAUCGUGGUAGCGAUGAUAAUGGUUCCCGUACUCGGCUACGGCGGCGAUCAGCUAUACAAAUGGGUCGCGAGCCGUCGAGGGAACGGCACCGUUGAGUCCGAGAUUCGGCUCAUCCCGAUGCUAUUGCCGAUUGUCGUACUGCUUAUUUCAUGCGUUAUCUUUGGCCGUGCUGGAUCUCAUCCUACGGAGUGGUCGCCGUGGGCGAUUACCACUACCUUUAGCGGGAUGUAUUUCGCUUAUAUAGGAAUUAUUCUCAACGGGUACACGUAUUCGUUGGAUAGUUAUGGAGAGCGAGCGGCGCCAAUUCUGGUUCUGAUUUGUGCCAUUCGCGGGUUUAUUUCUUUUGGGAUCUCGUUUGGGAUUACGAAGUUCGUGACUGAGAAGGGGUUCCAGGGUGCUUUGGAUAUUUGUGCGAUCAUUGCGGGUGUUGUGGCGGCGCUUGGAAUUCCGGUUUUUGUCUUUGGGGCCUGGAUUAGAAGGGUUACGAUGAAAUAUGCGGUGGAUGGGAGGAGUGCGGAGUUUUGA